Scophthalmus maximus (turbot) is the source of this 2889-nucleotide messenger RNA. It is a transcript of the gene dmap1, whose product is annotated as DNA methyltransferase 1 associated protein 1. Gene Ontology annotation, biological process: negative regulation of transcription by RNA polymerase II; chromatin remodeling; DNA repair. The transcript is spliced from 10 exons. Gene Ontology annotation, cellular component: nucleus; NuA4 histone acetyltransferase complex; Swr1 complex. The record is from RefSeq and is a predicted model, not a curated record. Bases 809 to 2272 code for a protein of 487 amino acids. Gene Ontology annotation, molecular function: transcription corepressor activity. NCBI's taxonomy places the organism in Eukaryota, Metazoa, Chordata, Actinopteri, Pleuronectiformes, Scophthalmidae.
GAUGACCCAAAUUGCACGACUUAAUCUAUCAUAAUCCAAUUUAAUAUUCAUCUAUAACAUCCACAUUAUGCCAUUUUUAUUAAAAGCUUUAGGCAAAUGGUGGGAUUGUUGGAAGGCCAUCUCAUUGACUUUCCUCCUACUAUGUUGAAUACUGAUUCAUAAACUGUCCAUUUCUCAUAGAGUUGGAUGCUCAAAAUCAAUAGGCCAAGUAAAUUGUCAUGGUGUUGAAUCUCAUGAAUCAGCUGAAUUGAUGGAUACACUUAACACCACACUGUGUUUUCUGAAUAUUUAACUAUGGCAGAAAUAUUAAUGGCGGGUUAGAAAUGAUUCUCCUCAAAGACUAUAAUAUUGCUAUACAAUUAUAAUUGCCUCAGUGCUAGUGGUUUCAAUGUCGUGUUCAUUUAUUUAUUGGAAAUUAAAAGAAAAAAAUUCUGCAGAUCACCGCCUGACCUCACGGGGGCGAUAGUCAAUACUUGAGUGGAUCAGUAGACUCACAAAGGCGACAGUGGUGCCGGAAGUUGUGUUGGUUGAAGUGGUUAGCUACUAGCCUAGCUCUAACAAUAGCUUGUGUAUAUUCUUUAUUAGUUAUCUCUUUGGCUUUUAUACAUAGUAGAAACUGUCUCAGUGAGCUUACAAAACAAAUCUCACAAAGUCGCUCCUUGUCUGUUUGCGGCUCUAUGCCAAGUGAGAGUAUUUUAUAAACGACCAUGUUAGCGUUAGCCUCUAGCUAGUAGCGUAGUCGUGAACGAAUGAACAGUAUUUACUCCUGACGGGCUGCGAGAAGCGUUAACUGACAACAGAUUGAGCCAUGGGUACCGGUGCUGAUGUGAGGGAUAUUUUGGAGUUGACCGGAGGUGAUAAUGACGGUCCCAUCAGCAAGAAAGACCUCAUCAACUCAGACAAGAAAAAAUCCAAGAAGGCGGCAGAAACACUGACCUUCAAGAGGCCAGAGGGAAUGCACAGAGAGGUCUAUGCUCUGCUCUAUUCAGAUAAGAAAGAUGCACCCCCUCUGUUGCCUAGUGAUACUACCCAGGGCUACAGGACAGUCAAAGCCAAGCUAGGUUGUAAAAAGGUGCGUCCCUGGAAGUGGAUGCCCUUCACUAAUCCUGCUCGCAGGGAUGGGGCCAUCUUCCACCACUGGAGACGUGUAGCAGAGGAGGGCAAGGACUACCCUUUUGCCCGUUUCAACAAGACGGUGCAGAUACCAGUGUACUCAGAGCAGGAGUAUCAGAUGCAUCUCCACGAUGAUGGCUGGACCAAAGCAGAGACAGACCAUCUGUUUGACCUGUGCAAGCGCUUUGACCUGCGCUUUGUAGUUGUUCAUGAUCGUUACGACCACCAGCAAUACAGAGUAAUCACAUACAAACGGUCUGUGGAGGACCUGAAAGAACGGUAUUACAGUAUUUGUGGUAAGCUGACAAAGGUCCGUGCAGCAUCAGGGACAGAGCCCAAAAUAUACAUCUUUGAUGCUGGCCAUGAAAGACGUCGCAAGGAGCAACUGGAGAAGCUCUUCAAUCGCACACCUGAACAAGUGGCAGAAGAGGAAUAUCUUAUUCAGGAGCUGAGGAAGAUUGAGACCAGGAAGAAGGAGCGAGAGAAGAAGGCCCAGGAUCUGCAGAAACUCAUCAAAGCAGCUGACACAACAACAGAGUUGAGGCGAGCCGAAAAGAGGGUUUCCAAGAAGAAGCUCCCACAAAAAAGAGAAACAGAAAAACCGGCUGUUCCCGAGACAGCGGGCAUCAAGUUCCCUGACUUCAAAUCAGCUGGAGUGACACUGCGCAGUCAGAGGAUGAAACUGCCAAGCUCGGUUGGCCAGAAGAAGAUCAAGGCCAUUGAGCAGAUACUUGUCGAGCAAGGAGUGGAUCUUAACCCCAUGCCCACAGAAGAAAUUGUACAGAUGUUCAACGAGCUGCGCAGCGACCUGGUGCUGCUGUAUGAGUUGAAGCAGGCCCACAGCAAUUGUGAAUAUGAACAACAGAUGCUGCGUCACCGCUAUGAGGCUCUACUGAAGACUGGCAGUGGAGGUGGGUGUGGAACCAUGGGGGCAGGACUAGUCGCCAUGCCCCUGGGUGGGGAACUCAAUGCCACCAACAGCACUGCAGCAUCCACCCCAGGAGUUGAAGUUCCGUCCUGGCCCAGUGUGGACGACAUCAAGGUGGAAGCAAAGGAGCAGAUCAUCGAUGUUGUUGGAGCACCACUCACCCCAAACUCGCGCAAACGGAGAGAAUCGGCAUCCAGCUCGUCUUCAGUGAAAAAGGUGAAGAAGCCUUGAUGACGACGAGAGCGACAGCUGACGCACCGUGGGGUCACUCUGGUCACAGUGGAAAUGCAGAUGUUUCAUGGCUGACCAAAGACAUAAAAACACCACUGACUACACACACACACACACACACACACACACCCACACACACAACUUUUCACCUUCUAACCAGACCCUUCCCCAUUGGGCUUUCCCAGCAUCUUUGCGACAAAGGCAACAACUGAGUGACAUUUCAUUCCAUUACGGCUCGUCUCCCUGCCUCCACUAUUGCUCGGCUUUAGAUGAGGCAAGAUCAACUGUAAAUUGCCAGGCUGAGCUAAUCGGGACAUGGGGAAGAAGGAGGGAGUGACUUGGUAAUUGAAAGGUUGGAAUGAAAGAAGAGACUGUGAGUGGGAGGACCUCCAACCGCAAUGCUCAUUUGACCCAUCGGAUUUUUUUUUGUAAUAGUGUUUACUGGAAAUGUGUUUUUGUUGUAGCCUGUAGUACCGACUCCCUCUCUCGACCUACGAAAGACAUCUGCUGCCUGUGUUUUAUGUUGGGACUCGUGAGGCUUAUUUGUGUUGUUUGUCCUCAGGUGACCUUGGAAGAUGCUUUUGUCAAUGAUUCAAUAAAUCUCAUUGUGUAUUUUC